Molecule: messenger RNA, 768 nt
Organism: Moneuplotes crassus
Lineage: Eukaryota; Ciliophora; Spirotrichea; Euplotida; Euplotidae
Source: the annotation of a GenBank genome assembly
UUGUUUAUAAAAUACUUGAGCAUUAUUAUAAAUAAUCUACAUGGAGACUGUAACCCUGCCUCCACAGAAUUUUAACUCUGUUGGUGAGACUGAACAAGGAAAGAAUAAAAAUAAUGAAAACUUACAGAAAUGUAAGGUCACUCUAGAUGCACAAAAUAUGAAAAGUAUUGCAAAAAUUGCUGGAUCAGUUGCUGCCUUAUUUGUCUUCCUUCAAAUUGCUGGCAUCCUGUAUCAAAUUUUUAUCUUAGAGCAAAGAUUACUUUCCUCAGGAGAAAAAGGAGGAUGCUUCUUAAUGAUCUUUUUCAGUGUAUUAAAGAUUGCAUACACUAUGACUCUGGUUUUCUAUCUAUUUAUCCUAUCUCCAGAGAACCUCAGCUUUGUAAAGACCACCACGUUUAUUGUUGGCGCUGUUCAAGCUGGAUUGUCAAUUUAUUUGAUUAUUUCUGAGAACAAGAAAUACAGACACCCAGAUGAUCCAGAUUCCAUAGAAGGUCUUUGGGCUCUUCUCAUGCUUGGUCUUUAUGCACUUGAAUUCCUUGUGUUUGUAGUAAUGAUCGGUAAUUUCUUAGUCAUACUAUUCAAUUCCAAUGAGCCAGAACAGAAAAGAUCAGACACUCAGAAUACUAUUUACUAUUAUGCUCCACAAGAUGCUAGUCAGUCACCUUUAAAGGUCCAGUUGGUAGCCGCACAUGAGAUCCAAGGCUAAUCUCUCUAACACCCUGUCUUGUCUGAUAGUUGAGGUAUUGGAGAAUUCAAUUUUUCUCUUUU